Molecule: messenger RNA, 519 nt
Organism: Linum trigynum
Lineage: Eukaryota; Viridiplantae; Streptophyta; Magnoliopsida; Malpighiales; Linaceae
Source: the annotation of a GenBank genome assembly
AUGCUGAGAAUCUGCACCAAGCUCCGCUCUUUAGCGGCUCAAUCAUCUAAUCGAUCUCAACUCUUCCUACCCUCUUCUUCCCGUGGCCUUAUUCUCCCCCCUUCUCCAUUGAUUUCAUGUAAAGGCCAACCACUCCAUUCCGCCGCUGCUUCUACUGCUUGGAGUCUCUGUGGGCAACUCCUCAAUGCGUCAAAAUCUUCACCUAAGUUGCCGUCUCAAUCUGUCUCCUCGCCUUUCUCUUUGGUGGGUGUCCGAGGUGUUUCAUCGAGGGAGCGAAAGAAGAGGAGGAAGCCCAUGACACCCGUCACCUCCAAAGUCAAGAAGAUUAAAAUGAAGGGUUACUCUUCCUUCAAGGACAGGUUUCGUCCCCUGAAUGAUGGGACUAUCCGGAGAUGGCACGAGGGUAAGAGGCACAAUGCACAUCUAAAGUCGAGCAAAGCAAAGCGCAGACUUAGAAAGCCCGCUAUAGUGCCAGCAGCUUAUGCAAAGGUCAUGAAGAAGCUUAAUUUCUGCACAUGA